Messenger RNA from Phytomonas sp. EM1, 946 nucleotides. The record is from the annotation of a GenBank genome assembly. Lineage: Eukaryota; Euglenozoa; Kinetoplastea; Trypanosomatida; Trypanosomatidae.
GCCUGUCUAGAACCUAUAGGGAGAUCAACAAAGAAUCGUGUUUAUUCAAGCUCUUUUCCAGAGCGAUACAGAAAAUUUUUACGUAAAGGGCAAGCGCAAAGAAAAAUACUAACGGAACUAAAACUUUUACAUGCCUUCAGGACCUGCUCCACAGAACCCUGUUGGAAAAAGAGAGCAAACAUUCGUAUCUCUUAAUAGUCAUGAGGACCAGUUACCAUCGAUAAAUUAUAUUCGCCUCGUGGCUCACUCGAUGAGCCCGGAAGGUAAGGUAGUGAGAAAUGACUUUGCUGUUCACAAGCGUGCCGCACGCUUUUGCCGAUUGUUGGACACCGUUCUUGACGUGGCGGAUUUUAGUACCCAAAGCAAACCGGACCUCGUAUCUGGUACCAUACCACCGGUUACCCUGGACCAAGCAACCAAAGAGGGCUGCGAGGUCGUUUUGGAAUAUUUGGACUUGGUGCAAAUCCGAAUGCCAACCAACAUCAGCAAACCGCUCAGGGCACCAUUGGAGGAGUUAGUCCAACCUUGGGAAAUGGCUUUUCUUUUGGGAAAGUGUUUUGGGGAUAUAAAUGUGGAGGAGAGUGCGGAGUUCAAAACCUCCGCUUUCUUCAAAACCAUUGUAAAGAGAGGACCAAGGUCUCUGGACCGCAUUCUGGAGGUUGCUAUGCUGAGUGAUUUCUUAAUAAUAGAGUCUUUGCGAAAUUUAACAUGUGCCUUCUUAUCCUCGCUCGGGCUUUCAGCAUCUAAUGAGGAUGAAUUGUUAAAGCUUUGUGGCUUAGAUGCCGAAUUGUCUGAAGAGGAUCUUGAGCCUGUGUAUGCGCAAUUGGGUUUUUUGCGCUACCAUUAAGGAGUAGUCGAAUCUUGAUUAGCUCUUAAGGAUUCAUCUGCUAUGAAAAAAAAUGGAGGGCUGCUUGCAUUUUUCCUGUGUCUAUUACUUGAGGGCCUA